AUGAUGAUGCACACCGAAACAACUACAAGCUGGACGUUCUUUGACGACUCACGCGACAUAAUAGCUAACGGUGCAAUGAUGAAGACAGCCGUCAGCGCUGCAGUCGUCACCCGUCCGAUGACCUCGGCGAUCAGUAUCGUGUUCUGCGCUGGAACGGGUCGGUCCGCGACCGUCUCCAUCGUUUUCACCACCCGGACGCGGAAAGCAGCAGUCAAGUUGGCAGAGAGCAAUAUCGUGGCGCUGAGCGAGCUCGAGGAACAAGAAGCAGAAGAGAUAUUAAGGCAACGUCUGCCUGGAAAAGAGCUGCUUGAAGACAUUGAGGUUGUUCACGAGUUCCUUGAGCUUCUCACCUACCUUCCUCUUGCCAUUGUGCAGGCAGCGGCCUUUGUUGUUGGAAACAACGCUCGCCUUUCUGACUACAUCGCUAUCUACCGGGGCAGCGAGAGGGAGGCUACUGAUCUCCUCAGCCAAGACUUCGAAGACCAGGGCAGGUACCGGCAGAUCAAGAAUCCGGUGGCGGUGACGUGGUACAUCUCAUUCAGCCAGAUUCGGGCGCGAGAUAGGCUGGCUGCGGCGUAUCUGUCGCUGAUGGCUUGCACGACUGGCGAGGAUGUGCCUGCGUCGCUGCUAUGGCCGGGCAGGACGGUGCUCGCAACGACAGAGGCGCUUGGAACGCUGAGCGCAUACGCAUUUAUCACCGAACGCCAGCAUCAGCAGCAGCAGCAGCAGCAGCAGCAGGGUGCGACAGGUUUUCAGCACCGCGAGCGAGCGUUCAACGUCCACCAACUGGUCCGCUUAGCCACUUGCAAUUGGCUCAAAGAGCAAGAGCGUUGGCAUAUAUGGCCACGUAAGGCGUUGGCGCAGCUGCUAGAGGUAGUGCUGUUUAGAGAUCACAAGACAAGAGAGAUGUGGACUGUAUAUCUAACGCACGCUAUACAUGUAGCAGGCCUGCCUAAAGUGUAUAAAGAUAAGAGGAGAUUAUUGCUGCUGGAGAGGGUAGGAUAG
Ascochyta rabiei is the source of this 1005-nucleotide messenger RNA. RefSeq lists its product as uncharacterized. Lineage: Eukaryota; Fungi; Ascomycota; Dothideomycetes; Pleosporales; Didymellaceae. The record is from RefSeq and is a predicted model, not a curated record. The transcript is spliced from 2 exons. Bases 1 to 1005 code for a protein of 334 amino acids.